GAAGAAGCAUUAGUAAUUUUUUUUUCAAACUUAUUUGGAACAUUUAUAUAUAUAAGUGUUAUAAAAAUGAUUAAUAGAAAUAAUGUGGAUUUUCAUUUAAGUAAUAUAAUUGUUGAAUAUAUUCAGAAAAAAAAAAUUCAUAAAAAUAGAUCUUUUUUAACUGCUUUUGUAUAUCCGAAGAUUCCGUAUUUUUUAAAAAAAAUAAUUAUGAAAAUUUUAAUUUUUUCAUGUCCUUAUAGUCAUAUUGGAAAUAAAUAUAUUGAUAGAGUUUUUAUGAAUAAUGUUGAAUUAUAUUCAUCAAUUAUAAUGGAUUUUUACUUAAAUGAAUUUAUUUGUUCUUUUUUAAGUUACGUUUUAUUAUAUAUUUAUUUAUUUACAAAAGACAAUUUAUCUUAUCCUAUUCAAAUUAAUUUAAUUUUUACUCAAUUAAUUUUUUUAUUUUCAAAUGAUAGUAGUCAUCUUAUUGGAGGACCUUUUAUGAGUUUAAGUUGGAUAAUUAAUGAUUGUAUACAAAAAAAAUUUAAAUUUCUUUUUUUAUUUUUUUUAAUUGUUUUUCAUUAUUUUGGUUAUAAAUUAGCUAUUUUAAUUCUAAAAAAACCUCACUUAUCAUUAUUAGAUGCAACCAACUAUUAUCAAAAUAUUGAUCAAGAUAUAUUACAAGAUAAUUUAACUGAAUACGGAAAAGUAGAUAUCUCCUUAAUAAUAAAUGAACACAUUAAGGAUAGUAAUGUAGUAGAUUCUUAUUUGGGUAGAUUUUUUCAAAAAGUUCUUAAUUUAUAUUUAUUCAAAAUAUCAAAUAAAAAAAAAAAUAUCUAA
This is a messenger RNA of Plasmodium gallinaceum, 816 nucleotides long. Its product is annotated as conserved Plasmodium membrane protein, unknown function. NCBI's taxonomy places the organism in Eukaryota, Apicomplexa, Aconoidasida, Haemosporida, Plasmodiidae. The transcript has a single exon. The annotation marks the transcript as partial. The record is from RefSeq and is a predicted model, not a curated record.